AGUUUUUCCUAACUGCAAAUUCGCUGAUAAAUGCUUGUUCAUCCACCCAAACUGUAAAUACGAUGCCAAGUGCACGAAGCCGGACUGUCCGUACACUCAUGCCAGUCGACGGAAUCCCCAUCCGCCUCCUAAGCCAGCACCGCUACCCCCACCGUCUGCACCCUCCAGCAGCCCGCUCUGCAAGUUUUUUCCUGCUUGUAAGAAGAUGGAAUGUCCGUUUUACCACCCAAAACACUGCAGGUUCAACACCCAGUGCACCAGACCCGACUGCGCCUUCUACCACCCGACCGUCGCCGUCCCGCCCCGCCACGCCCUCAAGUGGACUCGAGCCCAGAACAG
Molecule: messenger RNA, 339 nt
Organism: Eurypyga helias (sunbittern)
Lineage: Eukaryota; Metazoa; Chordata; Aves; Eurypygiformes; Eurypygidae
Product: zinc finger CCCH domain-containing protein 14-like
Exons: 3
Biological process (GO): regulation of mRNA stability
Cellular component (GO): cytoplasm; nucleus
Molecular function (GO): poly(A) binding
Source: RefSeq, a predicted model, not a curated record